This is a messenger RNA of Diospyros lotus (date-plum), 2091 nucleotides long. RefSeq names its product protein JINGUBANG-like. The record is from RefSeq and is a predicted model, not a curated record. The transcript has a single exon. Gene Ontology annotation, molecular function: protein binding. Lineage: Eukaryota; Viridiplantae; Streptophyta; Magnoliopsida; Ericales; Ebenaceae. The coding region runs from base 362 to 1720 and encodes 452 amino acids.
CACGUCUCUAUCCCUUAUGAUCACACGUUGUUAAGAUAUCUCACCAUUUCUCUAUAUUACUAUAUUAUUAUUAUUAUUAUUACAUAUGAAACUAUAUUUGGACCUUCAAGGAUUCUCUCGACAGCUCCCUUCCCUCUCCAACCUUUUGAUUAAUUAUUUAAUCUUCGCUCCCCUCCCUCUCCAACCUUUUGAUUAAUUAUCUAAUCUUCGCCCCCUUCCUUGACCAUUUACGUACUUUCGGCUCUCCUUGUGAUUAAUUUAAUUUCUCGUCUUUUUUCUUUCUUUUACUUUUCUUGUUAGUUGUUCCUUCACCACCAGCUAGCACAUCAUUUCUUCUUCAUAUCAGAGGAAAUUUAGGGGGAUGAAGAUGAUCAAAACUGAAGGAAGAGGCAAAAUGAUCACAGAAACCAACAGUUCAAAGGGACCAAUAAAACUUGGAAACCUAUUGCAGUCUGACCCGAAUGAUACCCAUGAAGAACACUCCUUCCGUUUCAGCAAUGCUUCUUCUGAACCAGUUCCUUCUAAUUUCCAUGGACCUGAUCCUCUAACAAACCUCUAUAGCUCUCCUCCAGACCCGCUCUCAUGGCAGCAAUUCUCUCCACUUUGGGCACCUCCAUGGGACCAAACACCUCCGUCAUCAAAGUCUCCAUGGUCCUCCCAUGUCUCUCAGCCUUGUUCUAACUGUUCUUCCAUCAGCCUAAUCGGCUCCCUUGUCCGCGAAGAAGGCCACGUAUAUUCAUUAGCCGCUUGUCGUAAUCUGUUAUACACGGGAUCUGACAGCAAGAACAUCCGGGUAUGGAAGGACCAGGAAGAAUUUUCAGGGUUCAAGUCCAACAGUGGCCUGGUUAAAGCCAUUGUUAUUGCGGGUGAAAGGAUCUUCACCGGUCACCAAGAUGGCAAAAUCCGCUCGUGGAAGGUUUCUUUGAAGAACCCUGGCGUGCACAAACGGGUUGGAACUCUACCAACGUUGAAGGAUUACGUGAAAAGCUCCAUCAACCCUGGCAAUUACGUUGAAGUGAGAAGAAACCGUAAUGAGGUCUGGUUCAAACACUUCGACGCCAUUUCGAGCCUCAGCUUGAGCGAAGACCGGACCCUCUUGUACUCGGCUUGCUGGGACAAAACGGUGAAGGUUUGGAGGAUUUCGAACUCCAAGUGCCUGGAAUCGAUCAAGGUUCAUGACGAUGCAGUAAACUCGGUUGUCGCCGGCUUUGAUGGAUUAGUCUUCACGGGCUCGGCCGAUGGAACUGUCAAAGUAUGGCGAAGGGAGAUGCAAGGCAAGCGGACCAAACACUUCUUCUCGCAGACUCUUCUCAAGCAAGACCCUGCGGUGACUGCAUUGGUGAUUAACCCAUCGGUCGAAGUUCUCUACAGCGGCUCGUCGGACGGGCUCGUCAACUUCUGGGAGCGGGAAAACUUCCUCUCCCAUGGCGGCGUCCUGAGAGGCCACAAGCUGGCGGUUCUGUGCUUGGCUGCGGCGGGGAACUUGGUUUUCAGUGGCUCGGCUGACACGAAAAUAUGCGUGUGGAUGAGAGAGCUAGGGGGCGAUCAUGUGUGCUUGUCUGUGCUGACCGGCCACGGCGGUCCGGUGAAGUGCUUGGCGGUGGAAGAGGACCGGCAAGGAGGGGAGGGUGACCGGUGUUGCAUUGUGUACAGUGGCAGCCUCGACAAGUCGGUGAAGAUUUGGAGAGUCUCGCCAGAAAUGUCAGGGAAAGAAAUUUAAAUUUAACUUCGUGAAUAUUUGAUUAUUAAAUUGUGACGAUUGGCAUUUCCUUGUGCCAGUGGCGGCCCCGACAAGCCGGCGAAGAUUGGGAAGUCUCGCCGGAAAUGUUGGGCAUGGACAGGCAACCACCGGCGGAAGAAGUUUAAGUGUAACAAUUGAUCGAUACAAGAUGAAACAAACCCUGAUGGAGGGAUUAUGUAAUAUUAAGAAAGAAAAAAAUUAGGUUGUAAAGGCUUUUAAGUUUUAAUUUUUGUUGUAUAUAUUGGUGUACUUCUCAUUGAUUGUUUGAUUGAAAGUGAUAUUCAAACUUAAUUGUAAUCUUUAACGUAUGAACAAAGAUGAUUUCCCCUGCGAAAUUGUUGGUUGCAUGA